CCGCUUGCCGAUCUGCCUGUGUUAGCUUCGAGCUCUACACACUCUCUCGUUGGAACUCUCCCGGCAGUGCUUUCUAGCACGUGAACGCCGUGUACAUCUUAGGAACUCCGGCUCGGCCGAUUCUUGCUUCUCGCGCCGACAGCAAGCUAUGAGUUCACCACUCAAAUACGAUCACCAUGUUGGGGAGGACAGACACGUGGUGCGGGACGAUGCCUCGACGGAAGAAGUAGGAGUGGUGAAACAGCAGGAAGUUUACGCCUUCGAUGAGUCGCGCAAGAUUGGUGUCACCGGCGCUGUCUUCCUAAUCCUCAACAAGAUGAUCGGUACCGGUAUCUUCUCAACUCCCUCCGGUAUUUUCCAAUCGACCGGCUCCGUCGGCGUCGCCCUCAUGCUAUGGGUCAUCGGCGGUGUUCUGACCUUUUGCGGUAUGAGCGUAUUCCUCGAAUUCGGCCUCGCCAUCCCCCGAUCCGGCGGCGAGAAGAACUACCUCGAGCGUGCUUACAAGCACCCCAAAUACCUCGCGACAUGCGUUCUCGCCUCGCAGAUGAUUCUCCUCGGCUUCUCGUCCGGAAACUCCCUCGCCUUCGGCCGAUACAUCCUUUUCGCAUCGGGAUCCGAAUCACCGGAUGGUUGGACCGCCCGCGGCAUCGGUAUCGCCGGCGCCACGUUCGCUGUUGGCAUCCACGCCAUUACACCCAAAUGGGGUAUCCGGUUAUUCAAUGUCCUCGGAGUAUUCAAGGUCAUCGUACUGCUCUUCAUUGUCUUUUCCGGGUUUGCUGCACUAGCCGGUCGACGUCGCGUGCCGAACCCCCACAACUUUGACAACGCUUUCCGCAUCGAAGAGGGAGAGGGCUACGGCAACGGUGGUGUAUAUGGAUACGCGACUGCUCUUCUUCGCAUCAUCUACAGUUACAAGGGCUGGGAGAACGCCAACUAUGUUGUGGGCGAGCUGAAGAACCCGCGCAAGACUCUGGCUAUCGCUGCACCCCUGGCUAUCGGCGGUGUGACUAUUCUCUACGUCCUUGCCAAUGUUGCGUACUUUGCCGCCAUCCCCAAAACCGAGCUCGCCACCUCAGAAGUCAUCGUCGCAGGUGUCUUCUUCCGCAACGUCUUUGGCAACAGUGCCGGUGCCAGAGCUCUUCCGGCGUUUGUCGCCAUCAGCAACUUGGGAAAUGUGCUUGCUGUCAGCUUCGCCCAUGCUCGUCUCAACCAAGAGUUGGCAAAGGAAGGCCUCCUGCCAUUCAGCACAUUCUGGGCAUCCAACAAGCCGUUCAAUGCCCCGGCCGCAGCCCUUUUCCUCCACUGGACUGUUACGGUGAUUGUUCUCGUUGCGCCUCCCGCGGGACCUGCUUAUAACUUCAUCACAGACCUUUACACAUAUCCCGGCGCAUGGAUCAACGCAUUUGUUGGAAUUGGCCUUCUUUACCUCCAAUGGAACAAGAGGGAGAACUGGACAUCACCUUGGCACACCUACUUCCCUAUCACCGUCCUCUACGUCUUGGCCAAUGUGUUUCUCUGCAUCGUUCCCUUCAUCCCACCCACAGGAUCUUGGACCGCAGAAGGCUACCCGUACUACGUCUUCCCCAUUGUUGGCGUCGGUGUGCUCCUUCUUGGUGGUGUGUACUGGGGAUUCUGGACCAAGAUCUUCCCCGCCAUCGGUGGCUAUAAGAUCGUGGCUGAAAGGACGUACGACCAGGAAGGUCACGAGGUUAUCCGAUACCGCAAGGUCAGCACGAAGCAUGGUCACUCGGGGCCGAUCGAUUAAGUCCUUGACCAUUUAGGUUAUGCCGAGUGCCAUGACUGCACAUAGCAGUGGCUGUCCACAAGAUUAGAACUAUUUAACUUACCAGCAUAUACCCAAAUUUACAAAUGAAC
Colletotrichum godetiae is the source of this 1875-nucleotide messenger RNA. Its product is annotated as amino acid permease. Gene Ontology annotation, biological process: amino acid transmembrane transport. NCBI's taxonomy places the organism in Eukaryota, Fungi, Ascomycota, Sordariomycetes, Glomerellales, Glomerellaceae. Gene Ontology annotation, cellular component: membrane. Bases 149 to 1765 code for a protein of 538 amino acids. Gene Ontology annotation, molecular function: L-amino acid transmembrane transporter activity. The transcript has 6 exons. The record is from RefSeq and is a predicted model, not a curated record.